AAGUUUUUAUACUUAUAUAAAUGAAAAUGAUGAUGAAGAAAUAAAAUGGCAAAUUUCUUCUGAAAAUAAUAAAAUUUUAUCAGAACAAUCACAAGAAGAAAUAGACUUAGAGGAAGAAUUGAUGUCAUAA
Molecule: messenger RNA, 130 nt
Organism: Funneliformis mosseae
Lineage: Eukaryota; Fungi; Glomeromycota; Glomeromycetes; Glomerales; Glomeraceae
Source: the annotation of a GenBank genome assembly